AUGCAAGGAGGUUCUGUGUCGACUGGCGACCUGCCCAAGUAUGCUGCCAAGGGGGAAAGGCAGAAACUGGACCUUGAUUGGAUAAAAUUGCUGCACCAAGAGGGACUGCCUCCCUUUUUGCCGGUAGCGUCCGAUCCACCGGCCAAGUUUAGGCAAGCGAUACGCGAGUUCAAUCGAGCACAAUACUGGCAAUGUCACGAAACCCUGGAAGAACUUUGGCUGCCCGAAGGGUAUCCCCUGCGCUUGUUUUACCAUGGACUGAUCAAGGCGGCGGUUGGCCUCCUGCACCUAGAGCGACACAACCGCCAUGGAGGGACAGCUAAGCUCCGCGACGCCCAAUAUGCCCUGACCCCCUUUUCUCCCAAAUUCAUGGGCGUUGAAAUCGGAAACUUGCUCAGCGAUAUCGGCAAGCGUUUGGCCUAUUGCCAGGAUGCAGAAGUAGCAGACUGGUACGCCAUAGACCAACUUGCUCCAGUCUAUUUACACUUUGAGAACCCCUAUUGA
Messenger RNA from Geodia barretti, 504 nucleotides. Lineage: Eukaryota; Metazoa; Porifera; Demospongiae; Tetractinellida; Geodiidae. The record is from the annotation of a GenBank genome assembly.